Molecule: messenger RNA, 1593 nt
Organism: Lichtheimia ornata
Lineage: Eukaryota; Fungi; Mucoromycota; Mucoromycetes; Mucorales; Lichtheimiaceae
Exons: 5
Coding region: 1-1593 (530 amino acids)
Molecular function (GO): zinc ion binding
Source: RefSeq, a predicted model, not a curated record
AUGAGUGCUGCAGGAUAUUACGCUUAUCACCAACAUAACAACUCUGUGGAUGAAGAAGAUUCGCCAUUGACCACCACUACCUCAACAACCUCGUCCACCCAUGACACUCCCACCGUCAUUGCCAAUGGCUCUUCUUCCCAUCGAACCAACUACCGUACACGAGUUUUAAAUGCAAGCAAUACCCCAAGCACCGUUACAGGAAGACGUGUAUUGAUCACUGACGAUGACGAAGACGGCAAUGCCUCCACCAUGUCAGCAUCAAGUGCCUCCUCCUCUUCCUCUUCCACUAUCCUUGCCCCACGACCUUCAACAACAGCUUAUCGUAACCAUGGAACCAAUGAUACAAGACAACAACCCUCAACUACUACUACUACUACUCCUUCUCGUAUCAAUGUUGCUAGGCAGCAGCAACAUCAACAGCAGCAACAAGAUCAACCUACACCAUCACAGCAACAACAACAACAGCAACCCACACCUACAAGUGAUGAUGAUCGACGAUGCUGGAUUUGUUUUGGAGAGGAUGAAGAUUCAGAGGGAAUUUGGGUGAAGCCAUGCAAGUGUUCUCUUGUAUCGCAUGAACAAUGUCUUUUGGAUUGGAUAUCAGAAAAUCAAAAGGGAUCUCCUUUGAAAAAGGUCUACUGUCCUCAAUGCAAUACGCCUUAUAGUCUUAUGGAGCGACGCAGCGUAUCAUUGGCUCUCCUUAGUUUAAUUGAUACAUUGGCACGCACUGCAGCACCUUACUUGACAUUCCUUGGACUUGGUUGCUCCGUAUUACUCACUUCUACCACUUAUGGUGCAUACACUGUAAUGACACUCUUUGGGGCAAGACAAGGGGAGCGGCUGAUUGGAAGACCGGCAUUUUGGACAUGGCGUACAUGGCUUGGGUUACCAGCCAUUCCAGCAGCCCUUGUACUCUCCCGUUCACGAUGGGCCGAUGGCGUACUUCCUUUUGCUGCCAUGCUCAUUCUUCGUGCAACAUCAGCCAAUCAACAAGGCGCUGUACAAAUGACUUGGCCUCCUUCUCCCGCUGUAACAUUGGGUGUGUUGCCAUGGAUAAGGCUCCUUUAUAAUAACUUGUAUCUUUUGGCACAACAUCACUUGUCAAGGAAAUUGCUUCAUCUUCGAAACAGACAAACAUCACAACAACAGCAACGUCGUACACAACAACAACAACAACAACAAGCAGGCACAGAUCCCACAGCUGCGUUCCGUCAGGUACUGGAACAAAAUGGUGUCGAUAUCCUUGCAGAUCCUGUAUGGGAAGGCCGACGACAACAACAUCAACGUGAUGAAGAAACACGUCGAGUGGAACAGGAGCAAGAAAAUGCAUUGAUGGAAGUGCGUGAAUCCAACGAUCUUGGUGUCACUGUUAUUGGUGCAUUGCUUUGGCCUACCAUUAGCAGUAUUGUGGGAAGCUGCUUGAACCAUUUCAAACUUGUGCGUCAACACUUUCCAGAACCAUUUCAUCGCAAUGUCCUUGGUGGAUGUCUAUUUGUGGUAGUCAAGGAUAUGGCAAGCUUGUUGUACAAAUAUGAACGUAUCAAGCAACGUCAAUCUCGUCGUGUCAGGAACUAUAGUGAGAUUGCAAAGUAA